AAUUCUGAGGCUCCUAAACACGGAGUAAGAGAGGAAAGGAAUCCCUGAGUAAUGAGGGUUGUCCCAGAGAAACGGGUCUCUUGUGCCAUAACGCUGGAGCUGCUGAGCGGAUCGGUAACCGGAGGGGAGAGCCUUUCUUGUCCCCACGCCUGUAGUCUGAGCUGUCCCCUGGAAGUAGUACAGGCCAAUUGUGUCCGCUGGAAGAAAAAGUUCUUCUUUAUGUGUAAGAUCAGUGCCAGUGCCACAACAGGGAUUCUGGAUACCUGCACUUGCAGGGUGUCUGUAAGGAAGGAAUUAAAAGGAGGAAAGGCAUAUGCAAAGCUAGGAUUUGCAGAUCUAAAUCUAGCAGAGUUUGCUGGAUCGGGAAAUACCACUCGUCGCUGUUUACUGGAAGGUUAUGAUACCAAAAAUACAAGACAAGACAACUCCAUUCUCAAAGUUUUGAUCAACAUGCAGCUGAUGUCUGGAGACCCGUGCUUUAAAACGCCUCCUUCCACAGCAACAUCUAUAGCAAUUGCUGGAGAAUCAGAGUCUUUGCAUGAAGACAGGAAAGGUGGAGAAAACUUACAAGUAGCACAGCUGGGUAUAGCAGGAGUCUCAUCAAAGAGUGCCUCCGUCCCAGAUGAACUUGGUGCAUGUGGACAUUCCAGAACAUCAAGCUAUGCAAGUCAGCAAUCAAAACUGUCAGGCUACAGCACGUGUCACUCUAGAUCAUCCAGUCUGUCUGAACUCUGCCACAGGAGAAACACCUCAGUGGGGAGUACCUCAGUAGGAAGUACCUCAACAGGAACUGGAAGUAUUCUAGAGGCAUGUGAAGAGACUGAGCCAAAAGUAACUGAAGCUGAUACCGAUACAUCCACUGAAGAUGCACCACCAGAAAAACAGUGCAGACAUCCUGUAAAGCAAGACUCUGUGGAGUCACAGCUGAAGAGGGUUGAUGCUACCAGAGUUGAUGCUGAUGAUAUAGUUGAAAAAAUACUCCAGAGUCAAGACUUCAGUUUAGACUCAAGUGCAGAAGAAGAAGGUUUAAGAUUAUUUGUGGGCCCUGGUGGAAGCACUUCUUUUGGAAGCCACCAUCUACCUAACAGAGUAGGAUCUGGAGCAUAUGAGCAGGUGGUGAUAAAACGCUAAACUGGAAUGUCAAAUGAGGAAAACUUGGAGCUCUAGUAUUGAUACUUCUGGUAUUGUUGCUCUGUUGCAAGAGCUGAGAAAGACAAAAUGAACUCAAUGUGAUCUUUUUCUGAAAAGCAGUGGAAUGCUUCUUGCUCAUAGAGCAUCAUCAUCUGUGGUAUGAAGGCAAUGUUUAGCUAUGUGUACCUUGUGAGAGCACUUGGACCGUUUUUGUAAGUUCUGAUAUUAGUGGAAUUACCUAAUUUCUGUGAAACAUCUGUGGAAGCAUGUCCCCUUUCAAUAUUUUAUAUAAAGAGAUCACUUGUGGUGAUGGACUUUAUUGGUAAUGCUGUUUCUAAAGAAACUCCUGAAAGCUGGUCUUACAAGAACCUGAAAAAAAGCAAUUACUGAAUUUGAGCCUACAUGCCAUUUUAGUUUUACAGAAGCCAAUUACUCCUAUCAAGUUUUUAUCAGGUCAAAGUUAUGGCCUCCAAAAAACAGGCCAGCUAUGUUUUAGCAUAACCAAAACCUUCUCUUAAGAGUACUGAGCACAACUUCAUUGUAAGGUUCAACAGAAGAGGUGAACAUCACUUAGAUUUAAAACAAACCUCCAAACAAAAUAAAUCUCGACGCAAGAUCUAAACCAGCCACUAGUCAGUUGUGUUGACUGUAAAUUAAGGCUACAGGUUUAAAUGCAUCAAAUGUGACUUUUUUUUGGUCCAAGUGAUGAAAAAGUGGGAUUCCACACCAAAACACUAAGGCGCAGUAGUGGUUUAUCAAGAAAGCUGCCUUGAUUGUUAAAUCUGGAGUUCAGCAGCUGCUCCCACAAAAACUCACUUUGAUAAUGCAUGAACAUUGACAUGCAAUUAGAUGGUACUGUUUACAAACCUAGUCAGUAGUUUACUACCACUUAAUUUUUUAAAUUGUAGUUUAAUCUUUCACAGUCUGUGCUUUGCUUGCGUUUUAAAUGUGCCUUGCAGGAUUGGGGGUGUACAGGGAGAUGAAAACAUUUACGAAGGAAUUUAAGCUUUAAAACUAGGUAAACAUCUAUACUAUUAGUAAUAUAACUUGUUAAGAGAAGCACUUUAUUGUAGACAUACUCUGCACACUGAAAAGGUCUUAGUGUGCAACUUUGUUGAACACUUCUGUUUUUGCUAUCUGUCCACUGUUACAUUAGGUCCAUGUACUGUAUUUAAAUUUGCACAAGUAGUGAUUUGCCUGACAGGCAAGAAAGAGCUCUUUAAAUUUUCAUUGAGAAUAUGAAAGAAUAAAUUUUGAAAGGGAUGUGUUGGGUAACAAAUAAGUGUAAUUAAUUGUAAACUGAAAAUGACUUUUUUUUUUUUUUUUUUAAUUUAGUGAUACUGUUUAUCAGUUAAGGCCUGGAAUAAGUAACAGUAGUGUGGCCACUUUUGAAAGCUCAGAAUGCUUCAAAUUUUGCUCAGUGAUGUUUGACAUCUUUUUAAUUGAUGUAAAAGUAGGCCAUAUUUAAUAGGUUAAAUUAGGAAAAGCAGACUUUUUUCCCCCCAGAAAUCCAUAGUAUAAUUAUU
Molecule: messenger RNA, 2657 nt
Organism: Ficedula albicollis (Collared flycatcher)
Lineage: Eukaryota; Metazoa; Chordata; Aves; Passeriformes; Muscicapidae
Gene: EEIG2
Product: family with sequence similarity 102 member B
Exons: 11
Coding region: 52-1131 (359 amino acids)
Source: RefSeq, a predicted model, not a curated record